GCGGGGAGGGCGGAGCCAGGAAGCGGCGAGCGCGCCGGGGAGCGCAGCUGCGGGCGUGGGGAAGGCUGGAGCCGCGCAGCCGGCGGCGCCGAGAGCCACUGCGGCCAGAGCGGGCGGCCGAGACAAAGGCGACGGGCCAGCUGUGAGUGUAUAUAGAUUUUUAAGUAAAACCUCGAAUCCAAAGGAGAAGAACCUUUCAAGGAACAACCACUGACAGUGAGUCUGCAGUCAUCUGUAUGCAUACUGUGGAAUGUUAUCAACCCAGAGAUAACUGAAUGAAUGGGUGGUUCUGUUGACAAGGAGUGACUACUGUUAUAGGCCCAGUGUCGAAAGAAAUUUUUGUACCUUCCUGGUGGUUCAGUAACAAGUCUCUGUGGAACUAGAAGCAAAGAAACAGUCUAUUUCUUUAUGAAAUUGAUUUUAUAAGAUACUUCCAGAAAUAGAAACACAGAAGCAAUAAAAUUGCUAUUUGGCAUCAUUGGAGAUUCAUCAAUUUAGAGGAAGGAGCCUGCUCUGUGAAGCUUCCUGAGCCAAGAUUUGGAGCCUUCCUUGGUGCUCAUUUCUGUCUUGGACUAUAAGCAUGAGUGAAUUCUGGUUGUGUUUCAACUGCUGUAUUGCAGAACAGCCUCAGCCUAAAAGGCGCCGGCGAAUUGACCGAAGUAUGAUUGGAGAACCGACAAACUUUGUACACACAGCUCAUGUAGGAUCAGGAGACCUGUUCAGUGGGAUGAAUUCAGUCAGCUCCAUUCAGAACCAGAUGCAGUCCAAGGGAGGCUACGGGGGUGGAAUGUCUGCCAAUGUGCAGAUGCAGCUGGUGGACACGAAGGCAGGAUAGCACCGGGCCCUCUUCUCCAGUCAUUGUGAAUUUCUGUGUUCUCACUUUCCACUAUUCUUUAAUUUCCUUGUCUUGUGAUUGCUUUUCUUUUCAAUACAAAAAAAAAAAAAAAAGAAGAAGAAGAAGUGUAAUGGCGUCCUGUUCACCUGUCGUGAUUGCUCCAGUGAGACGUGACUGUCCUGCCCUGAGGAAGCUGUUGUCAGACGAGCCCUCAUCUCCUUCAGCUGCUUGCAUGCCUUGGACUCACAGACAAAGUUCUUUGGGUUGUGGCUCACCUUUCAAUUUUUGUUAGAUCUGAUCUUAGCAUGAUCUUUUUAGUGAGUGCUAGCACUGUUUUUGCUGGGGUGGCUAGGGUGUUUUUUUCUUUUGUUGUUAUUGUUUUUUUGUUUGUUUGUUUCAUUUGCAGAUUUCCCACCUCCAGCCUUCUGCCUUAUGAUUUUGUUGGUAAGAAAGAACCUGCUAUUGUUAAUUUGUCAUCACUUAUGUAUAUUUUGGGAAGUAUGAAACCUACAAGCA
Molecule: messenger RNA, 1351 nt
Organism: Erinaceus europaeus (western European hedgehog)
Lineage: Eukaryota; Metazoa; Chordata; Mammalia; Eulipotyphla; Erinaceidae
Gene: CDC42SE2
Product: CDC42 small effector 2
Exons: 6
Coding region: 581-835 (84 amino acids)
Biological process (GO): regulation of Rho protein signal transduction
Cellular component (GO): plasma membrane
Molecular function (GO): small GTPase binding
Source: RefSeq, a predicted model, not a curated record